CAGCAGCGGGGGGCGGGGCGGAGGGGAAGGGGCGGGGCGAGUCCCUCCCGGCGUGCCCCGCGCGGCUGACGGGCCUCAGUCAGUGGCGAGCGGCGGGCAAGAUGGCGGCCGAGGCGGACUCCUGGGACGCGGACAGCUUCGAGGCGCCCGAGGCGGCGUCAGCAGCGGCGGGGGCGGCGGAUCCCCUCAGCGGGCGCCUCCCGGCCGUGCCGGGCCGCGUCGACCGCUGGGCCGGGGAGGACGAGGAAGAGGACGUCAAGGAUAACUGGGAUGAUGAGGAGGAGGAGGAGGAAGAAGAAAAGGAGGCGGAGGUGAAACCAGAACCCAAAGUUUCAGAAAAGAAGAAAAUAGCAGAAAAAAUAAAAGAGAGGGAAAAACUGCAGAAGAAAAAGCAAGAGGAGAUUAAAAAAAGGUUAGAGGCAUCGGAAGAAUCUAAAGAGCUUCCGCCAGAGGAGGAGCAGCUGGCAGAGAAACUCCGGCUGCAGAAACUGCAAGAGGAGGCAGACCUCGAGUUAGCAAAAGAAACCUUUGGUGUAAAUAAUACGUGUGGAAUAGAUGCCAUGAAUCCAUCUUCAAAAGAUGACUUUACGGAAUUUGGCAAAUUGUUAAAAGAGAAAAUAACACUAUAUGAGAAAUCCCUAUAUUACGCUGGCUUUUUGGAAACAUUAGUUCGAGAUGUAUGUAUUUCAUUGGAAGUUGAUGACUUGAAAAAGAUCACAAAUUCCUUGACAGUCCUAUGCAGCGAAAAGCAAAAACAAGAGAAGCAAAAUAAAGCCAAAAAGAAGAAGAAAGGAGUGGUGCCUGGCGGCGGCUUAAAAGCAACUAUGAAAGAUGACCUGGCAGAUUAUGGCGGCUAUGAUGGUGGCUACGUACAAGACUUUGAAGACUUCAUGUGACGUUCCUCCUCCUCUUCCCUUCGGUUGUCUUUCUGUUGCCCAUAACCCCCUUCAAUGUGUAGCACAACUUCUUUCCUUUUAAAAUUCUGCCAAAUGCUACAAUCAAAAAGUGCAGUAUCUUUGUGCUGUCGGUUAGCCUGUUGACACUCUGCUGCUGAAGCGCUGGCAUGCCCAUUUGAUGCCAAGGGAGCAAAAUUAUGAGGCUCAAUUGUUUACUCAAUCAUAGGAAAUAACAGGACUUUAAAAAUAAUGUUUGACUUCAUCACAGUGGCAGCAGAAGCAGCACUGAAUUGGAAUUGGAUUUCAGCAAGGCCAAAAUCUUAUCAUUACCAGCAGUUUAGUAAUAACAGCCUUAACUGUACCUCUCUGACCGACUCCCUACCCAGACAACAAAAGCAGUUUGCAGCAAGGGCAUGGUGUGUAUUAUUAUUAGUAUUUUACAAAGAGAGGCUUUAUCAGACUAGAGCUUGAGGCUUUUCAGUAGGUGGGCCAAGUGGUCUGCAGGGAGGAUUCUGCACUUGGAAAUGCAUCUGUGGAAUUCCCCUGACAGGGGAGUGUGAAGGUGCAUAUAAGACAUUUAUUUGGGGGCAGAACAGGCCUGAUGUACACUUUUCUGACUCUUUGGGGGAAUCCUUUGCCACGUGGUUUUGGUGGCUGUAGUCGGGCUCUCACAGGACUCUGCUGUCUCUUUCAUUUACAGAAAUCCUGCUUAGCAAACUGCAACAGUUCUGACAGUUGGGCAAAUUGUUAUGUUAACAAUUAUGACAUCUGCAAUGUUUUAUAAAAGCAACUAAUUUAAUAAAAUCACUAUUGUGAGGACAGCAA
Molecule: messenger RNA, 1721 nt
Organism: Hemicordylus capensis (graceful crag lizard)
Lineage: Eukaryota; Metazoa; Chordata; Lepidosauria; Squamata; Cordylidae
Gene: EIF3J
Product: eukaryotic translation initiation factor 3 subunit J
Exons: 8
Coding region: 102-896 (264 amino acids)
Cellular component (GO): cytoplasm; eukaryotic translation initiation factor 3 complex
Molecular function (GO): translation initiation factor activity
Source: RefSeq, a predicted model, not a curated record